AUGUCCGACGAAGUCUCCCAGUUCCUCGAGCAGGUCGAACGCCUGCGAGGCCAGCAGAUCGAAGAAGACGAGGUGCGAGCCCGUGAGCUCGAGGAAUACCUGGCUGCCAAGCGAGAGAGGCAAGCCCGUCGUGAAGAACGUGCCAGAUCCAUCUCGCCGCAAAAGUCCUCACCCGCAAACACCCCGUCUCCACGCUCCAGCCGACGCAGCAUACACCUUUCUGAGGCAUUGAAGCUCGAGUCCCCUGUCGUUCCCAAGGACGAAGGCUCCCCUCAAACGCCAGAGCCCGAGGCCAAGCUCGAGACCCCCAUGGUCCCCCCCGACUCCUCGCCCACCAAGGAGAACGAGACACCCCUCGACGUCGACACCAAGUCUCCUACAACAGCAGCGACACCACCCGCCCGUUCGUCUACGCUGUCGUGGCAGCGCCGGCCUAGCUCCCGCAGCGGCGCCGCCCGUCCCCUGAGCAUGCUCGCGACCCAAAAUGCGACCCAGCGGUCGCUGGCCGGGUCGCAGGAUGCCGCACCUGCUCCCGCCUCUGCCACCGAGCAAGCCUUUUCCAAAGACCAGAUCGCCCAGGCACUCGGCUCGAAAGAUCCCUCGUGGUUCCGUCAGACGGCUGAUCGGGGAGCAAGCUCUGCUGCUUACCGAAAGAACCAGGUUGAAGACGAGGAUCGUCUAGAUAUGGCCUCCGUCAAGGCCCAGCUGCCAGGCAUGACAUCCGAUCAACCCAAGCCUAGCCCGCCUGUCGAGGAGACCCCUUCUCCUACCAAGAUGCGUUUGGCAAGCCCUCCGACUCUCAAUCCUCCAGGCUUCGAUGGCCCAGGUGACGACAAGCCAUUGGUUGACCGCUUUGCGAGGACCCCUUCAGGCCGCACAUCCCCUAUCCGGUCUAACUCUCGGUCCAACUCGCCUACCAAGGGUGUAGGGGGCUUCGUACAGAGCGCCAUGAUGAAGAGGUCCGACAGCGUCAAGCGAUGGAGCGUAACGAGUCCCCCAGGCUUAGCCCGUGGUGACUCAAUAGCCUCAAGUCGAAGCACUGGGCUGCCCGGAACUGGCCGACCUCAGAGCAUGGUGCGCCCUGGAUCUACUACGCCAAGCUCGAGCCGACCUACGUCACGAAAUGGGGAGUCGGAGAUCGAAACCACACCGAAAGCUCCCACAAUCGACAGCGCCCUGGAAUCCAAGACCCCUAAGGCUGGGGAAGAAAGGAUCCACGUUCCAACGAGCCCAUCCAAGACAAUGGAUCCUCGACGGUGGAGCCCGACCAAGUCUAGCUGGCUGGAGAGUGCUUUGAAUAAGCCCGAGUCACCCAAGCCUCAGCACAGGUCAAACACGUCGCAGCCCGCGUGGAUGGCGGAGUUGAACAAGAACAAGGCCGAGAAAGCCAACAAUCCUGCAGAAGGGACCCGUCCUCGGCCAGGAUCCAUCUCUCACAAGCAUCAGGUUAGCAUCGGUGGGCUUAUGAGGUCUACGCCGGUGGGAUCUGUUGCAAGGCCCAAUACCCCUGGCCUGGGCGGUAUCUACUCUCCUCCUCCUGGUGGCAACCGACCUCCUUUCGGCCAUGGCGCUAGCAAGAGCAUCUCGAAGAUUGCCCCUAAGCUUGAGCCAGCAGGUGCUGAAGAGAAGGCGGUAGAGCCUACCCCUGAGCCUGUUCCUGAGCCUGAGCAUGAACCGGUGCCAGAUCCUGAGCUCACAGCAGAGGAGAAGCAGAAGCUUCACGAACCGGAGCAUGAGGAGGUUACAAGUCCUAGCGAGACCAAGCCCCCUGCACCCAUGCCAAAGCCGAAGCCUGAGACGCCGCCUAAGAAGGACUUUCGCGGCAGCUUGAGGCAUCGACCAACUGGCUCCGAGGCGCCAAAGACAAACGAGCCCGAGUUCAAGAACGUGUUUGGCAACCUCCGCAGGACCAAGACUCAGAACUACGUAGCCCCGGAUGAGCUCAAGAAUAACAUCUUGCGGGGCAAGGCCGCGCUCAACCAAACAGGUGGUCCCCAAAAGACGGAGAGGGUAGAUGAAUUCAAGGAAGCCAUCUUGAAGAAGAAGGAUGACUUUAAGAAAGCUCAGGCAGAAGGCAAGGGCAUCACCAGAAGCAACACCAUGACUGCCGAGCAACCCCUGCCCGAGGGACUCGCACGACGAGCCGAGCUGGCCAACAAGAGAAAAUCAGUCAUGGAUCUGAAGUCGGCUGCUGCGCCAGGUAGGCCAGAGUCGCCAAAGCCGGUUCCUGGUCCCAAGAGGAUGCAAAGUACACCAUCUCUCUCGCCGAAGCCCACUGUGUCGCCUAAGCCUUCACCAAAGCCCGCCGCCGUCCCGUUUUCUGCUGAGCACUCGAACGAAGGCCUCAAGCGGGUAUCAACAGAAUCCAGCGCAAAGCCAGAGGAGCCAAGAGCCUUGCCGAUCUUGCAGAAGGAAACGAGUGCCCCCUCUAUACUGCAGGGACGUGUAGGAGGUGUAGGAGGUAAGCUUGCUGGCCGGUUCAGCCCAGCUCUGGCUGGUAUGCUUGCGCGAGGCCCCCCUCCCAUGGCUACCAAUGGGGGAGCCAGUGAAGAAUCUGGCUCAAAGGGUGCUUCUGCAUCAACCACAGAGCCAUCUGCGCCUGGCCCACAGUUGACACAUAUGACAAAGGGUCGAGCGAGAGGACCUAGGAGAAAGGCGCCGACCACAGCCGCCCCUGCAGCUGCCCCAGCUACUGAGUCCAAGUCUGUGCCCAAGGAGAGCCCAAAGCCCAUUGAGGCACCUGUCGAGCCUGUUAAGGAGGCCCCCGUGAAGGAAACCCCUGCUCCCGCCCCUGUGGAAAAGACUGAAGAAUCAGUCUCUGGUCCCUUCUCUAUCCGGCAGCAAGUCGCUGCCAAGGCGGCCCUCCGUGGUAGACCUACUCCUGGUGCUAAGCCUCAGGAGAAAGAACCUGCCAAGGGCUUCCAAAGCCUUGAGGAGCGAGCUCCCGCAUUCCUCCGCAAGCAAACAUCUCCCACUGAGCCUGCUUCUGGCGACUUCCCGUCUCCCCUUAGAAUCCAGAAGACCGGUGAUGCCGCUUCGCAGCCCAACUCGCCCAAGAAGCUCGACACGAAGCGCAUGUCGAGGUUCUUUGAUGAAGCUGGAUCCAACGGCGCAAAGCUGGAGUCUGCUAAGGAGCCUGUCAGGUUGACUCACCAGCGAACUGGCUCCAGGUCUCCUGUCAAGAUGUUCCAGCGCCCUCUGCCGGAGCCCGAGCCGUUGUCGCUCACAAAGGUUGACAGCGACCCUGUCGUGUCGGUCAAGAACGCCAGAGCCAUGUUUGGCGGUGCUGCUCAGUCACCACCACCACCUUCAAAGCCCUCUUUCGAUGGGGCUGAGCCUGAGGUGACCAAGACACCAACAAGGACACCUCGUGCCCUUCCUGAGGUCGAACGUUCGUCUCCACUCCAAAUCAACAAGACACCAUCUCGAGUGGCUAACCGCCCUCUGCCAACUCCUCCAGCUAAGGAACCCCAGACUCCCAAGGCCCAGCAAACCACCUCGGCGGCCGCAUCGCCCAAGCCCAAGCAAGGCAACGAUGUGGCAAGUCUGCUCAGCGACUUCUUCGGCCCAAAGCAGCCGAGGACCGAGUACAAGGUGGACACUGCAUCGAUUCUCAUGAACCGCCCACCGACAGGGCCUGCUAAGAUCCAGAGUCUGAGCUUCCAGGUGUUCCAGAUCUCGGCUGAAGGCAGGAAGUCGCCGGUUGCUUCGCACUAUGAGCGCGUGCUGUUUGAGCGAGAGAUGUACAUCGCCCCGCAUAGCUUCACCAAUGAGGCUGGCUGGAAGCGGCUGGAGAUUUACUUCUGGGUUGGUGACCAAGUGCCCGAGGCUGCAGCUGACGAUGCUCUCCUGUUUGUUCAGAAGGAAGCCAAGGCCCUUGGUGGAAAGCUGGUCAAGAUGCAGCAGGGCAAGGAGACGACCGAGUUCCUCCAGGCGCUCGGCGGUGUUGUCAUGGUCCGACGAGGUUCGAGCAACAAGUACGACUCGCUGGCACCCAACAUGCUGUGUGGCCGACAAUACCAGGGUCAGGUCUCGUUUGACGAGUGCGACUUUACCCCAGCUAGCCUUUGCGCGGGAUUCUCGUACCUCAUCACCAACCAGGGCAAGGCCUACCUCUGGAAGGGUCGCGGCUGUGAUGUGGCCGAACUUAGCGCGGCACGACUCAUUGGCAUCGAGCUCACGCUGACUGGGGAGUUGAUUGAGGUCGAUGACGGUGAAGAGCCCGAGUCAUUCUGGGCGCUAUUCGAGGGAGGAUCCAAGCCGCACUCGGCUGACCACUGGCGACUCAAGCCCAACUAUGCCAAGUACUGCAGCAGACUCUUCUGCUCGGAUGCAGAUACACGGCAGCAGGUCUUUGAGAUCUCGCCCUUCAACCAGCGUGACCUCUCCCCUGAGCAAAUCUACGUCCUCGACGCCUUCUUUGAGAUGUACAUCAUCGUCGGCGCCCGUGCCCAGUCCCGAUAUGCAUCCUUCCGCAACGCUCUUGACUUUGCGCAAGAGUACGCCAUUCUUGCCUCUGGCAUGGAGGACCGCCCCUUUGUCCCCAUCUCGACAGUUGUGCUCGAGGGCAUUCCUCGGGACCUGAAGCGAGUCUUCCGCUUCUGGCGCGAUGACCUUAGCCCUACGGCAACCCACAGCGGCAACGCAUCAGCUGCUCUUGGCACACCGAGGCGCGGUCGGAGCUUGAGAGUGGUGUCGCUGACACAGGCGCUGCAGGCACUUAGCGAGUGA
Messenger RNA from Fusarium falciforme, 4731 nucleotides. Its product is annotated as DUF4045 domain-containing protein. The record is from RefSeq and is a predicted model, not a curated record. Gene Ontology annotation, biological process: barbed-end actin filament capping; actin filament severing. The transcript is spliced from 3 exons. Lineage: Eukaryota; Fungi; Ascomycota; Sordariomycetes; Hypocreales; Nectriaceae. The coding region runs from base 1 to 4731 and encodes 1576 amino acids. Gene Ontology annotation, molecular function: actin filament binding; phosphatidylinositol-4,5-bisphosphate binding.